GAAGCCUGCAUCUACCUGUAUUCCCGCCAACAGGGCCACCCCUUGAGGCCCAGGAGAAGAACAUGCUGUCAGUAUGAAGCGUCCAGCCCUGUGCCUCCCGGAUGUGAUGAGGGGAGACCUCCGACGCAGUUCAGGCCUGACAAGUUUGCCAAGGUCGGUAGAAGCUUGGACCUUGUUUACCGUCUAUGAAUAUUUCGACUACCAACCACUGAUGUUUGACACCUCGAGGCCCAGAGAGGAAACUCCAAGAGAGUACAACCUCACUUAUCUUGCUCAUUAUAUGCUAGGGUUGGCAUACAUACAUGAGGACUGCACUCUCCGGUCUUGGCUUGGCAGCCUUGUGGAUGGAGAUAUGCCCGAAGCCCCUGCCUAUAAGCCAGUCAUUGGCCUCGUUGCUUGCACCUUUACCCUUGUGCGUCAUGCAAGGAUCUGGCCAUUUGUGCAGUAUCGCCAUCCCCCAUAACGAUACCCGGAAUGUCUCGGCGACUCCCAGUGGAUAGAGUGACUGUCAACUUACAAGGCAUUGUACUAAGUUUACUCUUACAUAACUCCUCGAGUCCGAGAUACGAGAUACGAGAUCGGACUAAAUCUGGGGACCCCGUUCCGAUAUUUGAGGUCUGAUCAGAGGUGGAGCGGAGCAUGUCAACGUCGAUCGAACAUGAGAGAAGAAAAAGCAAUAUAAGUGACCAACACUCAGCAAGAAUCAUGGUGAGACAGAACCAAUUCGAUUACAAGGGACAGAGAUUACAAUAUCACUAAUACUUACCGAAGAUCGCCCAACCGGCGUGACGGCACAACAGGGACGGUGGAACUUGGCACAGGUUGAUAAGACAGUGGUUACCUCAAGGAAAUGAGAGGCUGAGACAGCCGGUUUUGAGCUACCAUCGUUGCUUUUGUCUCCAUACACGGCUGUCGUGAUGUGUUACACAAACAAACAGUGACUAGCGACUGAGAAGUCACCGAUCAUCGUGAAUGGGGGCCUUUGACAAGAUCUUGGAUUCUAAGCUGAUCAAGACACAAGGGCUCUCAGCUGAAUAGACAAGCUCAUGACGCCUCACUUCACAUACCGGUACUGUCGUGUGACAUUGGGAAUGGGGUCCUGGUUUUGGGGCUCUGCGGGAUGAACAAACAGGGGGGGAUACUUGACAGCGGCAGCCUGUUGCAAUAGCCGAAAGCUUGCCUCGUCAUAAUUAAAUUGUCUGGUCAUUGGGCUGUUUACGAGGAGGGAUAAGUGGAUAUCAUCACCUUAAUUCUUUUGGACCAUGUGGGCUGUACCGACCCGACAGUUUGUGGUAUUGGGAAAAUCGACACAUAUCUCAUUCCAGUGCUUGAUCUAGCCUUUAUGCCAGCCGAGACAGUAAAACAUGAUUCAGAUGAUCAGUUUGUUAGCCUUGAUCUGAGUCGUGAGACAACCUUGGUCAAUACUUGUUUUGCAUUAGUGGCUGUCUAACGUUGAAAAGGCCAUCAUAAUAACUGGGUAUUUCGGAUGGUGACUCCAGAAAGAGUAUGGCAGUCGAAUGGAUAAAGGAGCUCUUGGUUACAGACCCUUUCACGAUAUCGUCGCGAUGUCACGUGAAUCAAACUCUGGAUCCCACCUUGGCAGGAAUGGGAGGUACUUUGGUGUUAUCCUGUAGGGCUGAUCACCUCUUGUUCUAGGGGGUUUCAGCGAGCACCCAUAACCAUUUCUGUUAGCACACAAGUACCCCCACCAAACGGAAAUUUCUCCAAGAUCCCCUCAUCAGAACACGCAGCUCACCACAAGAUCACUAACGGUGACCCGUUCAGCCUGUCUAUCCAUUUCUUUUAUCCCCGAUCUCCUUCUCUUCCAGUGGAAAAUCCAAGAUGGUCUAUUAUUUCACCUCCAACGUGGUCGAUCCUCCAGGAUUCAUCUAUGUCGGCAAGGACAAGUUCGAGAGUAUGCUUAUGCCCAAUGACAAUCAUAACGCGCUGUUCCCCACCGGCUGAGACUUGAUGCUAGAUGAGGACCUGAUCAAGUUCGGCUGGGAAGAGGAUAUCUGGGUGAGAUGACCAACCAAAUCUCAGUGAGAAUAGAGCAAACUGACAACAUUGGGUCUAUGUAGUUCCACGCGGAUAAACUCUCCAGCGCGCAUAUCUACCUACGCAUGCAAGAAGGCCAGGCAUGGGACGCCCUCCCUGAAGAACUCGUCAUGGACCUCGCCCAACUGACAAAGGCCAAUUCCAUCGAGGGCAACAAGAAAGACAACGUCACAGUCAUCUACACACCAUGGUCCAACCUCAAGAAAGACGGCAGCAUGGAGGUCGGCCAAGUCGGCUUCAAGGACCCCCGCAAAGUAAAGCGCGUCCUGGUUCCCCAGCGCGAGAACCCCAUCGUCAACCGUCUUAACAAGACGAAGGUUGAGAAGAAGCCAGACUUUAAGCAGGAGAGAGAUGAUCGCCUCAAGGAACUGCGACGUCGUGACCAGGCAGCUUUCCAAGCCAGGAAGAAGGAGGAGGCUCGGCAGGCUCAGGAGUGGAAGGAGAAGAAGUGGCAGAAGGACCAUGCCUACGAUGAUAUCUUCACAGAGGAGAACAUGGCUGGUUCGAGUAACCAGGACCGCGAUGAGAACUGGGAGGACGACUUUAUGUAAAAGGAGAGAGACAAUAUCAGAGCAGCAUGAUACAAUGCAUAUUCUUGCAAUUUUAUGCAACUAUGAAAUCCA
Messenger RNA from Fusarium odoratissimum NRRL 54006, 2681 nucleotides. RefSeq lists its product as uncharacterized. Lineage: Eukaryota; Fungi; Ascomycota; Sordariomycetes; Hypocreales; Nectriaceae. The transcript is spliced from 5 exons. The record is from RefSeq and is a predicted model, not a curated record. The coding region runs from base 2124 to 2609 and encodes 161 amino acids.